AAUUGGUUAGAACUUAGUAUUGUACAAGUUACCGGUUAAAGAGCCCGUGUGCAAUUGAAGCAGCUGAGUGGCGGUAUAUUCCGAUUUGUGUUUUUGUGUGCAUUCGAAAAUCCGUUGUUUUCUUUUACGUUAUAAAUUCAUUUUGGAAUUUAUUAUUAAAAAUCUUGUAUUUAAUAUAAUCAUCAGCAGUAAUUGCUACAUCGCAUUUAAUAUUUUUUCCACAAAAAAAGUUCAAUAUUAUGUCGCGAGUUCUAUUUAAUAUGCAAAAGUGCUACAAUCACAUCAACUAUUGCAGUAACGCGAAAAUUUUGCGAAAUUUAUCUGCUUUGGACAAAUCAGCGUUGAUAAAUGCGAGCCCAUGCCGAAAUUAUGCAACUGCGAAGCGAUUUGUUGCCGCUAAGCCGGUUGUCGAAAUGGAUGGAGACGAAAUGACCCGAAUCAUUUGGCAAUUCAUUAAGGAUAAACUGAUUUUUCCUUAUGUCAAAGUUGAAUGCUUAUACUUUGACUUGGGGCUACCACAUCGUGAUUUAACAAAUGAUCAAGUCACCAUCGACGCAUCGCAUGCCAUCUUAAAGCAUAAUGUUGGCAUCAAAUGUGCAACCAUCACACCAGACGAACAACGGGUUGAAGAAUUUAAAUUGAAAAAAAUGUGGCUGUCACCGAAUGGAACCAUUCGAAACAUCUUGGGUGGUACAGUGUUUCGUGAGCCAAUCUUAUGUAAAAAUAUUCCACGACUUGUACCAGGAUGGACGAAUCCCAUUGUUAUCGGUCGUCAUGCUCACGGUGAUCAGUACAAAGCCAUUGAUGUUGUCAUCGAUCGACCUGGAAAACUGGAAUUGGUUUUUACUGAUUCAACUGGCAAAAUAGAUAAAUACGAACUAUUUGACUACAAGGAUCGUGGUAUUGCCAUGGGAAUGUACAAUACAGAUGAAUCAAUUGCUUCAUUUGCCCAUUCGUCCUUCCAAAUGGCGUUGCUCAAAAAAUGGCCACUUUAUCUGUCCACCAAAAAUACAAUUUUGAAAAAAUACGACGGCCGCUUCAAGGACAUUUUCCAAGAAAUCUACGAACAAAAAUACCAAAGCGCCUUCGAAAAACAAAACAUUUGGUAUGAGCAUCGUUUAAUCGAUGAUAUGGUCGCUCAGUGCUUAAAAUCGUCGGGCAAAUUUAUUUGGGCAUGUAAAAAUUAUGAUGGUGAUGUACAAUCUGAUAUUGUUGCUCAAGGAUUUGGAUCGCUUGGUUUGAUGACAUCGGUAUUGGUAUGUCCAGAUGGUAAAACAAUCGAAUCAGAGGCUGCACAUGGAACUGUAACAAGACAUUAUCGUCAACAUCAAAAGGGAAAAGCAACCUCAACGAAUCCAAUUGCUUCGAUUUAUGCAUGGACACGAGGAUUGGCUCAUCGUGCCAAAUUAGAUGAUACACCCGAAUUGGAGCGAUUUGCACUUGCAUUGGAAAAGGCAUGUGUGGAUACGGUCGAAGCUGGUCUCAUGACCAAAGAUUUAGCUGGUUGCAUUCACGGACUACCAAAUGUCACCGAAUCCAUGUAUUUGAACACCGAAGAUUUUCUCGAUGCAAUCGCCGAUCAAUUGAGCCGAUCGGUAGAUGUUUAAAACUGCAUUUAUUUUUCAAUAAAAGAAAAUACAUUUUAUUUUUAA
Messenger RNA from Contarinia nasturtii (swede midge), 1652 nucleotides. Its product is annotated as isocitrate dehydrogenase [NADP], mitochondrial-like. Gene Ontology annotation, biological process: isocitrate metabolic process. NCBI's taxonomy places the organism in Eukaryota, Metazoa, Arthropoda, Insecta, Diptera, Cecidomyiidae. Gene Ontology annotation, molecular function: NAD binding; isocitrate dehydrogenase (NADP+) activity; magnesium ion binding. The transcript has 7 exons. Gene Ontology annotation, cellular component: mitochondrion. Bases 240 to 1607 code for a protein of 455 amino acids. The record is from RefSeq and is a predicted model, not a curated record.